This is a messenger RNA of Melanotaenia boesemani (Boeseman's rainbowfish), 1728 nucleotides long. RefSeq names its product translation initiation factor IF-2. Gene Ontology annotation, molecular function: ubiquitin binding. NCBI's taxonomy places the organism in Eukaryota, Metazoa, Chordata, Actinopteri, Atheriniformes, Melanotaeniidae. The record is from RefSeq and is a predicted model, not a curated record. The coding region runs from base 34 to 906 and encodes 290 amino acids. The transcript is spliced from 4 exons.
UGCUGGCGCGGAAACCGAAAAGGGUGAAGCGAUAUGGCUGAAAAGUACCCCAAAUCUAAACUUAAACGUAGGAAAUGUUGUGUAGAAGAGGUCCAGGGAGACACCUGGAGCAGGGGAACAGCGAAGAGGAGCGAGCCGACGCCGUUGUCCGGGACCGGAAACACCGGUGGGUCUGCAGCAGCAUGGUGGCGCAGACUCGAGCCCCCCGCUGUGGAGAGCCUGUGGGCGUUCACGCUGAAGUCUGCUCUGCCGCACCCGGAGAGCCAGCUCUGGGACCCGGUUCCUGAUCUCCCCCUCCCAUCUGCAGCGAAAUCCACAUCUUUAAAGUUGGAGGAUGAUCGGUGGUGUGACCCCUGCAGUGACGUUGAUCCUUUUCCAGACACGUCUCCUCCCUCUCCACCGUCCCCGAGGACUCCAGAGCCUCCCAGCCUCAGCUGCUCCCAGCAGGACCUCCUGGUACGAACCAGACCUGCUCCAAAACCAGCUGACAGACGUUCAGCUACCCACAGCCGGCCGAGUCCUGAUCACCAGACAGCAGCUCCUCAACAUGUCCUCAGCAAAACACAACAGACGGAGGAGGAGAAGGAGGAGGAGGCAGCAGCAGCAGGACAAACUUGUGUCGGAGGAAAACAAAAGGAGGAAACAGCAGCAGUGAGCAGGCAGCUCAGGCCCGAGUGCUCCGGUCCUCCUGGAGAGGAAAAAGGGCCGAGGAGAGCUGGAGGAGAUGGAGGAGAUGGAGGAGAUGGAGGAGCUGGAGGAGCUGGAGGAGCUGGAGGAGAUGGAGGAGCUGGGCUGCAGAGAUGUCCCAUGUGUUUACAGGUGUUCCCUGCUGGGUUCACCCAGAUGGACUGUGACGGCCACCUGGCCCAGUGUCUGUCCGACAUGAAUGUGGACAUGACCUGGUGAGCCGGCAGGAUGCUGGCAGCCGUCCAGACGCCCCCACCCUCCGGCUUCCCAUCAGACGGAGGAGGACACGGCAGAAGACCUCUCAGUAUUUACUGACACUCUUCAUGCACAUUGAGUUAAACCAGAGGGACAGUCCACCAGGAUGCUCACCUCCUCAGGGAAAUAACAUCGUCCUCUUAUUCCAGCUGGUCAGCAGGAUCAGUCUGGACCCUGAGCUGCUGAUGCUCUAGUCUUUCUAGCUUUGAAAAACCAGCUUAUUUUUAUCUUCUAGCUUUGGUUCCAUUCUGAAGAACCCAGUACAGCAUUUCUCUGGAACCACUCUGCAGCAUCCCCUCCUCUAUCCUUCCCUCACUCCUCUCCUCCCUCACCCUCACCAGAGAUGGGAGGAGAAGAGAUGAGGACGCUGCAUGGACACCUCCUCCAGGACGAGACUCAUUUCUGGGUCAGAGGCAGGAAUCAGAGAGCAGGUACAAGUGGAUGAGUGAGACCACUCUGACUUUUCUUGAUAAAAAACAAGAAAAGGAACUCGGCUGCUUAACGCUGACCUACGAAUCCUUCCUGCAGUUUAAAGAGGUUCCUAACCAGACGGUGUUGUGUCUAACAGACAGUUUAAGUAUUGGUUAGUAGUUACUAGUAUUACUUACACUCCUCAUUUCUUUAUAUUUCCCAGACUUUGCUGUAAUCUUUUAAAGUGGUGUUAAGCAGGAGUUUUUCCUUCAGUCAUUGUUUGCUUUUUCACUUUUCAGUCCUUGAACCUGAACACGAUCAGAGGAAUUUAGUUUAAGUUAUUUAACUGAAUGAAUCUCAUUCAAGCAAUAAAGA